Oryctolagus cuniculus (rabbit) is the source of this 12525-nucleotide messenger RNA. It is a transcript of the gene FER, whose product is annotated as FER tyrosine kinase. Gene Ontology annotation, molecular function: ATP binding; non-membrane spanning protein tyrosine kinase activity. Gene Ontology annotation, biological process: regulation of actin filament polymerization; peptidyl-tyrosine phosphorylation. NCBI's taxonomy places the organism in Eukaryota, Metazoa, Chordata, Mammalia, Lagomorpha, Leporidae. The record is from RefSeq and is a predicted model, not a curated record.
GACGUCCGUCACAGUCACACCGCUACAGGUCGCCGGGCAGUCUUGGGCUUAGUUCACGUCACUCAUUUCCCACCAGGUGCUUCCGACGAGGGACGCUUUAGCGACCGCUCCUCCUGCCCCCGGGGGGAAACGCAACUCAGUUAGGGUUCCCUUCGCCAUCCGGUCUCGGGGAGGUCACGGCUUCCCGCAGGGGCGCUCCCCGGACCUGAGCCGGCACCCACCUCAGGGCCAGCAGCAGCCUCAGCCGCUGCGGGCGCCGGAAACACUGUACCUGCCCUCGGGGGUAGCCUAAAGGAAUCGACGUUACACGUAGGAUGUGGGACACACGUGGGAGAAAGGUGAUCGCGAGGGACGGAGUGUGCCUAUUCAGGAGUAGGGGUUCGCCCACCGAGACGGCGGCUCUGGUGCUUGCCCGGCGCCCGCGGGCACACUUGGCGUUUCCACCACGCCUCCGCCCCCACUGCGAAUUCCUUUCCGGCGGCCGACCCGCGGGCAGUCCCUUCCAGGCGGCCCCUGCUUAUCACCCACGGCCACUUCCCGGUCACGGCCCGUCGAGUCUCCCAAAGUUUCCUGUGACGCCGCCGCCCGCCUCCGGCCCCAUCGCACCGUGGCAGCUCUGGAUAGCACGACGAGGACCGGGCUACUGAGGCUGAGAGAGCCGCAUCACAGGACAAACCUCGGAACCACGCCCGGGCCAGAGGGCGGCGGCCUCAGCCCGCGCCUCCACCCGCCGCGCCCGCAGCCCCCUGGCCGCGCGCGCCCACCCGGCCUCGAGUCCGAGCCCCGCCCCCUCCGGGUCCGGGUCCAAUCGGCCGCGCCCCGCCUCCUGGGAGGUAGUGGAGGAGGGGGCUGAGGGCCGGGCGGCAGCACCCGCCUUCCGCUCUCGUCCAUUGGGUAAGGCCUCGAGGGUGCCCGGAGACCGGAGUGCAGCGGGAUUGGCUGCAGCGGUUCGUGACAGCUGAGCCUAUUGGCUGUGGCGGCCCCCGUGACGCGGGGUGGCGACUGGCUCCCGUGUCUGAGGGGCUCCUGCUUGUCAGGUUCUAGAGACCCUUGGCGAAGAUCUGCUGCUCUUCUGCCCUGAUGGUUGGCAACAUUAAAUAGACACCAUCUCAAAUUGUCAGCUUCCAGUUAAGGCAGCUUCUGCACCACUUCAAGCUCAUAUUUUUUGGCUAGACCUGUGAUCAUUCCCAUGAGCCUUCACUCUACGUUUUUUCAAGUGUUUUCUUCAUCCCUAAUGAGUAAUCAUACCUCGACAUGGACCUGCUACUUUAGCUAAGACAUGACCAGCAAUGAAUAGUAGUAAGUUUUUUACAACAACCAUUUAUUCCCCCGGAGGGGUACACCAUUUCUGGAGGUACUGCAAUAUCAGAUAUGUGCUGAUUAGAAAGCUGAACUGUGCAGUGAGAAAGAAGGACAAGCAGUGCCUUACAAAAAUGGGGUUUGGGAGUGACCUGAAGAAUUCACACGAAGCUGUGUUAAAAUUGCAAGACUGGGAAUUACGGUUACUGGAAACAGUGAAGAAAUUUAUGGCUCUGAGAAUAAAAAGUGAUAAAGAAUAUGCAUCUACUUUACAGAACCUUUGUAAUCAAGUUGAUAAGGAAAGUACUGUACAGAUGAAUUAUGUCAGCAAUGUAUCUAAGUCUUGGCUACUUAUGAUUCAUCAGACGGAACAACUUAGUAGGAUAAUGAAGACCCAUGCAGAAGACCUGAACUCUGGACCCUUGCACAGGCUCACCAUGAUGAUCAAGGACAAACAGCAGGUGAAGAAAAGUUACCUCAGUGUUCAUCAGCAGAUAGAGGCAGAGAUGAUCAAGGUUACAAAAACAGAAUUGGAGAAAUUGAAAUCCAACUACAGACAAUUAAUUAAAGAAAUGAAUUCUGCCAAAGAAAAAUAUAAAGAAGCUUUAGCUAAAGGGAAGGAAACAGAAAAAGCCAAGGAACGUUAUGACAAAGCCACCAUGAAGCUUCAUAUGUUACAUAACCAGUAUGUGUUGGCGUUGAGAGGGGCACAGCUUCAUCAGAAUCAGUAUUAUGAUACUACACUUCCUCUGCUUCUGGACUCCUUACAAAAGAUGCAAGAAGAAAUGAUAAAAGCACUGAAAGGUAUAUUUGAUGAAUACAGCCAGAUAACCAGUCUUGUUACAGAGGAAAUAGUGAAUGUCCAUAAAGAAAUUCAGUUAUCUGUUGAACAGAUAGAUCCUACUACAGAAUACAAUGAUUUCAUAGAUGUUCACAGAACAACAGCUGCUAAAGAACAAGAAAUUGAGUUUGAUACUUCCUUAUUAGAAGAAAAUGAAAACCUUCAUGCAAAUGAAAUCAUGUGGAAUAAUUUAACAGCAGAGAGUUUGCAAAUAAUGUUGAAAACUUUAGCAGAAGAUCUAAUGCAGACCCAGCAGAUGCUUUUAAACAAGGAGGAGGCUGUCCUGGAGCUAGAAAAUAGGAUUGAAGAGUCUUCUAAGACAUGUGAAAAGAAGUCUGAUAUUGUGCUUCUGCUAAGCCAAAAACAGACACUUGAAGAGCUGAAGCAGACAGUCCAGCAGCUGAGAUGCACUGAGGCAAAGGUUGCAGCACAGAAAGAAUUACUGGAACAAAAAGUACAAGAAAAUGAUGGGAAAGAGCCACCCCCAGUAGUAAACUAUGAAGAAGAUGCACGAUCAGUUACAUCGAUGGAAAGAAAGGAGAGGCUAUCCAAAUUUGAGUCUAUUCGUCAUUCAAUUGCUGGAAUAAUUAGGUCUCCAAAAUCCGCACUGGGCUCUUCAACAUUCUCUGAUGUGAUCUCCUUAAGUGAGAAGCCCCUGGCAGAACAAGACUGGUACCAUGGUGCAAUUCCUAGAAUAGAAGCCCAAGAACUGUUGAAACAACAAGGAGACUUCCUGGUGCGAGAGAGUCAUGGGAAACCCGGUGAAUAUGUCCUUUCUGUAUAUUCUGAUGGACAGAGGAGACACUUUAUCAUACAAUUUGUUGAUAAUAUGUAUAGAUUCGAGGGCAAUGGAUUUGUAAACAUCCCUCAACUUAUAGAUCAUCACUACACAACAAAACAAGUCAUCACUAAGAAAUCAGGUGUAGUUCUGCUGAAUCCUAUUCCUAAGGAUAAGAAAUGGAUUCUCAAUCAUGAAGAUGUCACAUUGGGAGAAUUACUGGGAAAGGGAAAUUUCGGUGAAGUCUAUAAGGGCACCCUGAAGGAUAAAACUGCUGUUGCUGUCAAAACAUGUAAAGAAGACCUUCCUCAGGAACUGAAAAUAAAAUUUUUACAAGAAGCAAAAAUUCUCAAGCAAUAUGAUCAUCCCAAUAUUGUCAAGCUUAUAGGAGUCUGCACACAAAGACAGCCUGUCUACAUCAUUAUGGAACUGGUUCCAGGAGGUGACUUCCUCUCCUUUCUGAGAAAGAAGAAGGAUGAAUUAAAACUGAAACAGUUAGUGAAAUUUUCAUUAGAUGCUGCUUCUGGUAUGCUGUAUUUGGAGAGUAAGAACUGUAUACACAGGGACCUCGCAGCGAGAAACUGCCUGGUCGGUGAAAAUAACGUCCUGAAAAUCAGUGACUUUGGAAUGUCUCGUCAAGAGGACGGCGGAGUGUAUUCAUCUUCUGGCUUAAAGCAGAUCCCCAUUAAGUGGACGGCCCCAGAAGCUCUUAAUUACGGGAGAUACAGCUCUGAGAGUGACGUGUGGAGCUUUGGCAUCCUCCUCUGGGAGACAUUCAGCUUAGGAGUCUGUCCUUACCCUGGAAUGACAAACCAACAAGCACGAGAGCAAGUGGAAAGAGGAUACCGGAUGUCAGCCCCUCAGCACUGUCCGGAAGACAUCUCUAAGAUCAUGAUGAAGUGUUGGGAUUAUAAGCCUGAAAACCGCCCCAAGUUCAGUGAACUUCAGAAAGAGCUCACCAUCAUCAAGAGGAGACUCUCAUAGGGACGGGCCGGCGCCGGUGUCCCAGUAACAACCAGCUGACACCUUGUUCCCUGCAGCCAGUCUUCUAAGGUGAUUGGUUUUCUAUUAACUGGGUUUCUAAAAACACGUUCCACUCUAAAAAAAAAAAAAAAAAGUCAGAAGCAAAUCUGUUGAGGACACAGACCUCCCGCCAAGGGCUUUCUUAGCUAGCCACAGCCGUCCUGCCACUCGAAGCUUCUAAAUAGAGCACGGGCGCCGGGGUGGGAAGGGCGUGAGGCUGCCUUUGCACACCCCAGGCCGCUGUCUUCUCCGGGCGCGGGGCGUGGGCCGCCGCGCUCCGCCAUGGACCCUGCGCCCUUGGUGCUAAAAGUCGCGCGGGGCCCCGCCGCAGCGGGCUUUCCAGGCCGCCAAAGCAAGAUUAUCCCUGCACAGGGAAUCUAACACCGGGAACUGGCUGGGCCUCCCGGGCCUGUCUUUGUUUUCCUGCCAGACACGGAAGCCCAGCGUGAGACUCCCCGUGCUCCUGCAUUCUUCCCAAGGUUCUCUUCUCCCUCCUCACGUGGGCGCCAGAACCCGGAACCCAAGUUAGAGCUGCGGCAGCCGCUCUCCCGGGCGGGGUGGGGCGGCCCAGUGGGCGGGCGGCGCGCAGGGCAGGCAGCUCUGGGCGCUGGGUGAUCCAGCAGAGGAGGGACAGAAGCCACAGUCUGCCUCCUCCUCAGAGCGACGCCUUUACAAACACACACGCGUCCAGCGAGCUUUGCAGUCUGCGGUCUGAAUUCUCAAGAACAGGUUCUGUUCAGGAACUCUUAGACAAGAGUAACAAAAACGUAUCUGGACACACUACACAGCCCAAACCCACAGAAACACCAGCAAUACAUCUGCUUGAGUACCUCCACCCCAGAGGAGGCAACCAGAAUGUAAUUCUCUUUCUUUGUACUGCUUUUGGGAGCUGUCAAAAUUUCCUGAUUCCAAACACGUGUGUGUGUGUGUGUGUGUGUGUGUCCAUACAGAUGUGCACAGUGCACACACACACUACCAGGGCAGGUGUGUAUAAAGUGGAUGGUUUGGAAGUCAAGUGAAUAGUGAAAGGGAAAAGACCUAUGCACAGCCCUCUUGUUCCCACUCUCUCCCCUUCCUUUGCCCCUGUUCUGCCCUCCGCCCCGGGAUCCGUACUAGCUUACAGAUGUGAGGACAGUGCUAAAGGAGUUCUAUGUGGACAAAGUACCACACAGAGUUCAAACAAGGCUUCCGUGGAGCCGGAUUCUAGCUGCCUCUGAGGAACUUAGCCUGUGGUGGUGUGCAGUUGCCUGUCAGGAUGGAGACAGUCCCGCUCAGGAGCACACCCAGCCUGCGGUGCUGCCUUUUGUAAGUUCGCAGGCCUGCACCCCGAUGAUCACCUUCGUGAUGACCUGGUGUCCGUGUGUUGGAAGAGCUUCCCUCCCCAGCUGUGUGCGACCCCUGAGUGUCAUUGCACGGCCCUCACACCAGUGCUUCAGACCAUAAAGGUGUUCUGAAGACAAAAAUGACUGGUGUCUAUCAUUUCAGCCUCCUUGCAGAGUUUUUCCACCGUUAAUGGCUAAUCCAUUUAGACCCCAAUGAGAUCCUAAUCAAGUUUCCCUUAAAAACAUGUUGUGAUAUACAAGGCUACUUCAUUUGAUUCAGCAUGACUCCCCCUUCUUUCAAGUCUUGUGAGUAAAUGGACCUUUCUCUUGAUGCGCAUACCAUGGUAGAUCCAAGCCGGGACUCCUGAAUUAAGUGCUGUGGCCUUCAGGCACCUGCCAGCCUUCAGAAGUAAGAACAAGAUGGGACGUCUGUACCCCUUUCAGUAUUUCCAAGUGAAGCUCUGUUUGUAAUAUUCUUUGUUUAAAGAAAGCAGUCUUCCAUCACUUAGCAGCCUCAGUGCCAAGCUCUCGGGAAAGAGAGAGAAUGAUGGUUUUGGCUUUAAUUUUCUGAACAAGACCUGAAGCUUAAUCCUUGCAUUCUGGCAUAAAGAAUGAACAUGGCAUUGAUAUUUCACUCAUCCAGGCUGUUGGAAUUUGCAAUUCACAUCAUAACUCUGUGCUUAAAUUAAAAAGCUUUGCAAAACAUCAUGACAUCUGCAGCAUUUAAAUUCUAUUUUAUGCUUUGUCCCAAAGCAGGCAGUGGUACAGUUCAAGAUUAAUAACUCAUUGGGAGUCUUUCAAGAUCUUAUCAGUUGUAUGGAAUAUUAAAUUUGAUAUAGGCACAUGCAUUAAGAAAAGCUUCUGCAAACCAUUUUUUACUGUUAAUUUUGUUGUGCAUGGAGCAUAAUUUAUUCACCCCUUCUGUCACUGAUAAUUAUUGGGAUUAUGUACUUUAGGAAGCUAAUCCAUACCCCGAAAGCACACACAUACUGUUCUAAAUUCCCAAGUUUAUGUAGGGGAAGGAGCUUUCACAAAUGCACGAAAUCCUGAGGCUUGUGUAGUGAGACAACAGUCGUAACCACAGUUGUCACUGGUCUGGAUGUGAUUGAGUCCGGUCACCAACCUUAGUUAACAGAUUAUCCAAGAGUUGCACUACUGUCUAGUUCCUCUCAUAUUAUCGUACAUGUAUUUAUUGGGCAGGGUGGGGGGGACGGUCAACACAGGCAGUCCAGCUUUCACUUGCAUUUUUUUCUACCUUGACUCACUAAGGAGACUUUCUUUGUAAGAAAUAUGUCGGUAGCACGUCAUUUACCCUGUGUUCCCAACAUGUGAAACUUAAAAUGAAUUAAAUGAAUUUCAUGUUCCACAUAGUCGAAGGUUUCUUCCCAAAGCCAAAUAGUUAUAAAGGGUUAACAAGUCUGGCUGAACAUUUCUUUUUUUUUUUUUUUUUAAGAACUAAUACAGCAUUUUAAUUUUACAAAUUUUUGGAAGCGGGUCUCUGAUUACUGUUUAAACUCCCAGGGUCAGUAUGGGCACUGGUCCUCCCCACCCCCAGAGGGCACUGUUUCAGCCCCAAGACAAGGUUGCCCCAGGAGUGCAGUUGUGUGAGGUGCUAUUCAGUGCACAGUUCCCACUUGUUUCCGUUUUUUAGGGUUAUUUUGAAAAGAAAAUAAAAUGUUUUAUCUUUGAGAUACUUUUAAUUUCCUUUACACCACAACAUGGUCUUCUUGUCUAUGUUAUAUUUUAUAUUCCCUUCACCGUGUGGGCUUUUAAAGUCUGAUUAGUGCCACUGCCAUCACUAAGGCUUCCCAAUACUGGUGUCAGACUGUGGCAAGAAGAAGAUGUUGUAGUUGUAAGGUGGGGGUCUUCAGGAAGACCACAGAAAAUGGGAUUGAAUGAUACCUUUAUUGUGGUGGAAAACUCUGAAAUCCUUGCACAGUUGUUUCAAAUUGUGCAUUUUUGCAAACUUUUUGAAGACUGCUUGUCUAAGCCACACACCCAGGCCCUUGCGGUGGGCUGAGCAGCGCUUAGAACACAGUGAUGCAUGCCAGCACUGUUCGGAGCUCUUUUAGUCGCACUGCUGUCUGGUUAGUUCCUGUGAGCACCAGGGGUUUGAAGACUGCGCCCGAACACUGCACUGCGUGCACUGCUUCGUGGCCAGGGUCCUCUGCUAGCUUCUGGAAAGGGGUUCUCACCCCACCCUGCCUGGGGCCGCAGCAGACUGGGGGUUCUGAGGCCUGGAAGGACUGGCUCUCCCACGGAGAGGCCAGCUUGCACAAAACACAGCCCUGCCCAAGAAAAAGAGCCCCGGGCGAUUUGUUCUGUGGUAAUACCUUCAUUAAAUGGAAUCAAAGAUUUUAUGUGAAAGUGAAUCCCUAUUACGUUGCCAUUAUACUAUUAAGUUAGCAUGAAAGUUUACCAUUAAAAUAAAGUGUUACCUCUAUUAUUAAUAACUGAUUUCCUUAGUACCUGUCAAAAUCGUUUGACUCAAUAUUUUAAUUUUAUUUAUUUUUCUCCCUUUUGGUUAGUUUCCUGCCAAGUCUGAAUACACUUUUAGUUGGGAGAACUCACAACUGAAUAUUUAUUUCUGCAAAAGAAGAUACUGCAGUUUAAUAAGUCAGAUUCCAUGUACCAAGAUUAGCUACUUGGAGGAGAUAGUGCUAUAGUCCUAGGAUCCAUGCAUUUCUCCUCUAAAGCCUAAUGCAAGUGUGCACACUUGGCACCUUGGCCACAACUCAACCUACGGAAACAGUAGCCCGUGACAACCACCCGGCUGCCCAGCUCCGAGUCCGAGAUUACGUUCUGCCCUGUGCGUUAAGAAUCACGUUGCUUCCUAAGAAUGUCUGAGAUAAUUGGGCGGUGGAGAAAUCCCAUGAAGCGCACGGGAGGCAGGCAGGCUGAGAAGGGGCGGAGCCAGGCCCAAGGCAGCGGAGGGCAGGGCAGAGCCCGGCAUUCUGGGGCUGGAGUUGGCAGCCCUGCGGGGAGUCUGGGAAAGCUGAAGCAGAACAGAGACUUGAACAGCGUCGCCACGAAACCUGAGGAAGACUAUGCCGUGAGGCCAGAGCCUGUCCUGCAGGAAAUUAAAAUGCCAUCAGGGCGAGAAGAGGCGAAAGGGUCCCUGGCGGCCUGCGGGCCCUCCCGGGAACAAACUGCCCUCCUCUCCCUGCAGUUCCCACCCCUGCUCAGUGGUGGCGCUGCGCGGCGCUCAUGGGUUCGCUUAGUGGUGAUCAUGGGCUUCCAAGGCGAUCACCCAAGUCUCUCUAGGUUUGCAUUAGCGAUAGUUCGUGUUUCUUAAACUAAGGUCAGCGGUUAUUCAGAUUUUACUGGAAACCUUUAGCUGUAUCUGGGCUUAGCGGGAGCUACAGUCUCCUAAAGGAGCAACCUGACUUCCCUUUUCAUUGAGGUGAGCCCAGGGCUGCCGGCUACCUCUAGAGAGGGGCUGCACGGAGCCCUGCUCAGCGUGACAUCAGAUCCAGCGGGGAGGCAGGAAGAUCUCAGCUCGGGAGCAGGGUUCCUUGUUUGUCCUGUGACACUGGAGGGAGCGGAGUCUCAGUGACAUCGCAAAGCCAACCAGUGCGCAGUGUGGCUGCGGCGAGAGAGAAAGGGACAGGAGAGAGGGAGGCAGGGGAGAGAUGCCAAGCAGCAAGGACACCCCACUGCAGAAUGUCGCCUUCCAGCUGACGCCCACGGCGUCGGUAAGGGAAGCCGUCCUCGAAGGAGCUUUGAGGGCUUUCCUGCCCCCCUUAGAGGUGUUACACACUUCUCAAUGCCUGCAGCAGUUUCUUCAAGGGCACUGAGUGGAUAGUAGCUUGGUUUUCUGUAUACACCCUGUAAUCUCCAGAGGCAGCCACCGUUGAAUCCGAAUCACCCUACCUUGCCUUGUCAGUGAGGCCGCAGACACGACGCUGGUUCACUCCGUUCCCCAAGCUUCCAGUGGGAAGCACGCCCAGAGCCAGGGCAGCCAGGAUUGCAGAGAAGUUGCUGGCAAAGCUCCACUUUUCCAUUUUAUUAGAGAAAACCUACCUUGCAGCCGUCUGUAGUUGUGACAGGAAGACAAAUAUAGUUUCCCUCCUUGCCAACAAACUUGAAGAACCUCAGCACUAGGCUGUUUGGGAUCCACGCCAAAGCCUUGACUUCAUAAACUAGUUCCCAGCCAUCCCCAUUGAGGCCGGCAAGGUGCAGGUGUAGUAGCAAGUGUGACAGCAGUUCCAGCGGCAGAACUUCACGCUCCCCCUCGCUCUCAGGCGUUGCGGAAGCUUCUCGUGAGCGUCUGAGACAUCCUACCAGUGAGCACUGGUAGCUGCUGGUUUCUGGUCUUUGUUUUUGACUUCUGACUAGUGUUUUUCUUUUCUCAUCUUCAGUCUUUCACUUUGCCAAAGCAGAAAAGCCUUUAUCACUGGUUUAUGUCUGGCAAUGCCAUGAUUGGCCUCCACCAGAGUUUCUCAUGGGGUGCUCGGGGGCCCCCGCCUUAGACGGACCUCCCAGGCCCUGACACACCUAGAAUGGGAGAGGCCCGGUGGUGGUGGGCGCCGCAUAGAAUACUAAGACUUCUGGCUCUAGUCCUGGCUGUAGACAGGGUGAGCUGGUGGCAGGUGUGCUGUGAGUGGCACUAGCAGCAGAGGCUCUUGGGAGAUACUCUUGGAACAACAAGGUCAGCAGCCUGUGGACCUGCCCAACUCACAGAUCAGGUGAGCGCCCCUCAGAGAGCCAGCCACCACUAACAAUAGUCAUUUGUCCUUCACCCCCGCACACAGUUCCUCCUCCCCACCGUGCGAUGCCAACGCUUCUGUUGUAUCCGUCACACUCCUCUUACCACCACGUCUGAAGCUAUUUCAGUUAUGCAAUGUUAAGGGGUUUUCCAUAAUUUCAGGAAAGAGGGGAGCAAAUAGGAAGCCUUAAGUUCAAAACAAGCCAGCCUACCUAGAGGCACCGACCGCAAGCACCUCUGUAUGAAAACAUCAGUGCUUCCCUGACGGUCGACCAGAGCAGUGCCCUUUCUAAAAAGCCACGCAUCGCACCUGGUGUUCUACUUACGGGCAGUGUCCUCGGGAUCGGAACAAAGCACAUUCCAAAUGCCGUAGCAAGAAGCCAGAUUUUGAAUGAUAGCCAUGAAAGCAAACCACAGGAACACCACUCUACCCUUUGUUGUCAGUUUAAAACCCCCUUCCGGUUCAUCAGGUCACACAUCACACCUGGAUCAGCGGGCACUGUCAGUGUCCUGAACACACAAGAUAAAUGUAAGAUGACCUGGAAAAGAAACCUCAGUCCCCCCAUUGGAGCAGCAAAAACCCGAAUAUGAAAAGCAAUUGCAUAUGAGCCCAGACUCCCAUUGUUAAUCUCUCCUUCAUGGAGCUCUCGUCAAAUAGUGCAGCCUUGGGGUCUUCUUUCGAAUUGCCAGAACAAUCUUUAUAAAGCAGAAAACUAAACUCCCUCCCCUAGUGGGCCUCCGUUCUCUCAGAGCCCUGUGUUCAAAACCCGAGGAGCUGGACACGCGUCUGGAACCCGUUGUUAAUGAGCCCCUCCUUUAAAGCGCCAUCCGGCAGUCUGCCAGCUCACCAGUGCAUGCUUUUGCGUAUUUUUAAGCCCAGCCAGGAAACAAAACAACAAAAAAGAACCACCCCCUUACACAGGAAUUCUCUGACAAAUAAUUUGACUUGCUAGACACACAUGCGCCUGUGUGCUCUGCGGUGCGCCGGGCUGCCGUGGACAAGUGCCGAGGGCCGUGCACGGUCUGACUGCUUUCUCCUCCCACCAAGGACAGCAGUUCUUGGAUUUAGACGGUGGGACGCUGUGGACGCCCACCGCCUGCCAGCUUGAAUUGUGUGCUUCAGCUGCGAUCAGAGGACCCAUUCCAACAGAAGCACACUCGCGUGUCCCGCUACCUCCUUAGAUUGCAGGCCCUCCACUGUGUUUUUUUGGCUUCGGUGCCAAAGAGGUUGUUUUACAAGGUUCACCUGAUCUCCUGUAACAAGGAUACCUUCUAAGUGUUGAUUCUAAAGCCAGCCCCACGUGUAGAUCCAGUUAUGAAAGCAAAACCAAACGGAAAAGGAAACUGGUAGGGAGGGAGCUCAUGUCCUCCAAAUCCAUGACCAAAGUACCCACAGGCAGGAGACUCCCUUCCCCAUGCUGAGCCCCGCCCCUCGCUCCACAGGACAGCACCUCCUCCUGCCCUGCGACCCAGGCAGACUCCCGGGCCAGGCGCAUUCUUUCCACGGGCCACUGCUCCUCACCCUUCAGGGACCCCUGAGGUCUCGCCCUGAAGCAGCCUCCUUGGCUGCUUGCGCGUAAACACAUUCACUUAGCAGGCUGAUGGGCAGCUCGGUACAGUGUGGGUCGGUGGUGGUGUCACACCCUGUGUGUGUCUGUGUUUUCUUGGUUCAAUCCGGCUUCUCCAGGUGACCGCCCUAAGAAGUCAGAACCCACUGAAGUUAGAGUCAGCACUACUACAUAGGUGAAGGAAAGGCAGAUAACAUCAGGUUGUCAGAGUCCCAGGAAUAGCACUGACUUUCUCAGGAACCCAAGCAAAUUGAAAGCAAGGACAAAACACACAUACGCACGGUGCCCACGGCCACCUGACCAUUUUCCUGGCACAGCCGCGCAGCGAGUGGGCUGUGCAGAUGGAAUUCUUUGAGUUGUUUGCUCUCCCUUUAACAGAAGCUGAGGCCAGGGUGAGGGCUGGGAAUGGGGCCUGCCCUCAGCCCCCUGUGCGGUGCUGCCUGCUGCAUUCUGUGCAAAGCCAUCCUGUGGUUUACAAAGGUUUCUUUCAGUGCCAACGUAUGGUCAGUUUCAUGUCAGGUUAAAGCACCUUCGAUCUUUUGCUGUUGUUUUAAAAUAAUAUAUUUGUGAAGUGGGUAAAAGAAACACUGGAAAUUGGGUGCGUCUUCUGACACGUGCACGUGUAAAAUGUACAAACCAGGCCUUGGGGAGGGGGGUUAUCUGGCUUUGUAAACGCGUUUUUGAAAAAUGAAUGAGCGCUAAAUAGAUAAAGCAGUUAGCCUGUUACCAUUUUUUCAUGCAAUCUGUAUUUAACACUUAUUUAUUUAUGUCAGUUUUUACAUUCAGAAGAAAUUCGCUCUGGACUUUGGCUAACACUAUAGGGUGUUUGUUUUCUAUCUUUUUUAAAGACAUGGUGUCAUCAUUUUUGUAAACUUGGACCAUUUUGGAAUAGCCUCCUCUUCUCCACCAGACCAGUUACCACUCGUGGGUCUGCAGAACCUCUUUUUACUGUAUUCUUAUAAUAAAUGUCCAAUAUUUGUAGCAAA